This is a messenger RNA of Lactuca virosa, 786 nucleotides long. Lineage: Eukaryota; Viridiplantae; Streptophyta; Magnoliopsida; Asterales; Asteraceae. The record is from the annotation of a GenBank genome assembly.
AUGAAGUCGAUGGUCAGGAAGGUGGUUGAUGCUUUUAAUGGAACAAGAUUAAAAGCAUUAUUAGGGGACGAGCAUGAAGAUAGAAUGGAUGUUGAUAUUGUGAGUGGGCAUGCAAUGGAAGGAGAAAAAGCAGAUGAGGAGAUGAACCAAAUGCUUACUGAGGUGACCAAAACGAUGGGGAAGGAUUUACUUAGUGUAGAAAAGCAUAAUUCUGUAAUGAAUGGCGAUGGUACUACAAACGCAAAGCUGAGAAUGGAGAGCAUGUCCCCAAAAAUCCUGAAGCCACCUCGUAUGUGCAAUAGUAAGGGACAGGUUGAGGACCAGUGUGGUUUAAAUGAUAAGUAUGUGGGAAUGGAAGUUGUAGUGUAUAAUGGGAAUUCAGAUGAGCUGAAAUAUUCGAAAGGGAUUGAUGUUAAAGUUUAUGUAGUUGUUAAAAAAACAAAAGAAGUGAAACAGGAAGGUCAGCAGGGAAUUUGUAUGGGAAACAAAAGAAGGUUUAGAGUGCAUCUAGAAGAUGCUAGAACUAUUGCAAAAAACAUUAAUAUUCAUGCAAAUGUAAUUGAAUGUUGGAGUGUUCUACUCAACAAAUUAGAAGAGAGUUUCUUCCCCAUUGUUGAAGGGAAUUACUACCUGAUAUGUUUUAACCUGAGAAGUUUUUCGAUUCUGAUAAUUGAUCACAAGAGAGUUGUAGGAACAGUUGAUCUAUCAGAAGAAGGUGAGGACACUGAUGAAAAGGAAUGUGGUGAUGUUGAACAAGAAGUGUCAGGCAUACAACCGUCUGGAUGA